Molecule: messenger RNA, 3784 nt
Organism: Galendromus occidentalis (western predatory mite)
Lineage: Eukaryota; Metazoa; Arthropoda; Arachnida; Mesostigmata; Phytoseiidae
Gene: sws
Product: patatin like phospholipase domain containing sws
Exons: 8
Coding region: 160-3573 (1137 amino acids)
Biological process (GO): phosphatidylcholine metabolic process
Cellular component (GO): endoplasmic reticulum
Molecular function (GO): phosphatidylcholine lysophospholipase A1 activity
Source: RefSeq, a predicted model, not a curated record
GCGCCUUUUUUGCCGCAUUCCUACGGCCUCUGGCUCGAGGACAACUCCCUGACGCUCUUCAAAAUAUUCCUCCUUGUUGUUGCUGUUGUCCUCGUCGCUGUUCUUGUUCAGAAGAAAAUAGGCACCCAAGGUCUCAAGGUGGAGACGGUGGAAAAAAUUAUGGGCCUCAGGGGUCCUAGGUUCAGGAAACGGGACAAAAUGUUAUUCUACACUAAACGAAUGCUUCGGCACAUGAACACCCUAGCAGCUCCUUAUGGAAAGAGGGUGAAGAAGAGACAGAUGGUUUUGAGAUUGGCGAAGAAGAUCAUGUUCCCUAAGAGAGAGCUGCCGCAGCUUCAGGUCAAAGAGCCCUCUCAAGCCUUCCUUGAGGAAGAUCUCUCAGAGCAGCGCGAAGACGGCAAAUUACCGGAGGACGUUCUGUAUCUCAUCCGCUCGAUCCGGAUAUUUGGCUUCCUUGAAAGACCUCUAUUCUUGGAUUUGUACAAGCACAUCGAGAGUUACAAUAUCAAACAGGGGGAUAUGCUCUUCGACGUCGGCGACGAAGACGACUCGAUCUACACCGUAUACAGCGGAUGCAUCAGCGUUUUCAUAAGAGAAGGGGAGGACGAGCUCGUUUUCAAGCAAGUUCGCGCGGGAGACAGCAUCGCGAGUUUCCUCUCUUGUCUAAUUGUGCUCACCAACAAGCAGAGCAGUUUCAAGACCGUUGCUGCAAGGGCCAUGGAGGAUUCGAAGGUGUUGCGCCUGAGAUACACUGAAUUCAGUGACCUAAUCAAGCGCCACCCGGAUUCCAUGGUUCGGCUCGUGCAGGUUGUGAUGAUUCGUUUGCAGAGAGUAAAUUUCAGCGCGCUCCACGACUAUCUCGGCCUCACCACUCAGAUGAUGAGGCCGCGAGACCGGAGCAGGAGUUUCAUUCACCACAGAGGGAGCCCAAUAAAGCCCCAACUGUCGUACGAAGGCAUUGAAGUGGUUCGAGGUCAAGCUAACAGAGUAUCGCCAGCUAAAGCCCACCCCGACACCUCCAAAGGUCGCAGAGCAUCAGUGGUUGGAUUGUCCGAGCCGACCAAGUCGGAACCGGCGGAGCAGGAUUGUCUCCGACAAGCAGCACAAGCUUUCAUGCGUCACCUGAGGUUGUCUUCAGAGGAACUCAUACUCGACAAACUGACUCUCCGAGAAUAUAAAAUAGGGGAGAAUCUCACGACCCAGAACGACACCGAUCACAUAAACCACCUCUACUACAUCAUUCAGGGUGUGGUCGAGGUCCGACAAAGCACCUCGCACAAAGGGAAGGAACCGGAUGAGAUGUACUAUUCUCAUCCUGGAGAUAUCGUCGGGAUCUUCGAGACACUGACCUCGGAGGUUCCUUUCGUCACUCGUGUGGCUAAGACACGGGUCAGGGUGGCCGCAAUUCCCGCAUCCACAGUCUAUUCACUUCUCGUCGAUAACCCCGACGCUGUCCUCCAUCUGGCCGCAGGUCUGAUCGACAAGCUGUCUCCCUUCCUUCGCCAGAUCGAUUUCGCCAUGGAUUGGGUUCAGAUCGACAGCGGAAGAGUUGUAUACCGGCAGAAUGACGAGUCCGACGCAAUGUACAUAAUUCUCAGCGGUCGUUUGCGAUCGGUGGUGACCAGUUCCGAUGGCAAGAAACGGAUGGUCGGUGAAUACGGUCGUGGAGAUCUCGUAGGUCUCGUCGAAGUGCUGACAGAAGCUCCGCGCGCUACGACAAUGAUGGCAGUGAGAGACACGGAGUUGGCGAAAUUUCCUGUCGGUCUAUUGAAUGUUAUCAAAAUUAAGCAUCCCGUGGUGGUGACUCGACUCAUACAGCUCCUGGGUCAAAGAAUCCUGGGCAGUAUGCGGGAUACGGUGACGCCUACACAGGAUGUCGUGCCCCACCGGAAAUCUCAAUCCAACUUCACCACGAUCGCGUUACUGCCGGUCACGGACGACGUGCCCUUGCACGCUUUCGCCAUGGAGCUCAACUAUGCCAUACAAGGUCUUUCUCUACGUUUGACGUCGGAUUACGUUAAGAAGGAACUCGGACCGAACGCUCUCGACAAAAGCAAUGAAUACAGGUUGUGCUCCUGGCUCGGCCAGCUCGAAGACCGCCACAAAAUUCUCCUCUAUCAAUGCGACAGGGAUUUUACGUCGUGGACACAGCAAUGUAUCCGUCAGGCGGACUGCAUCCUGAUCGUCGCCGUGGCCGAAAACGGGCCUGAGGUGGGCCAAUUGGAGAAGCAGGCCGAGUCGAUCGCAAAACGAACCCAGAAGGAACUCGUCCUCCUGCAUCGCGAAGGAGGUCCCCCGCCCCAGAACACCGUCGAGUGGUUGAAUAUCCGAUCUUGGUGUUCCUCGCAUCAUCACCUGCGCUGCUCCAAGCGUAUCUUCACGAAACGCAGCAAGCUGCAGGAGAUCUACCGGAAACUUGAGAGCACUCCGUGCAAUAUCCACUCGGAUUUCUCGAGACUCGCCAGGUUCCUCACCGGAACUUCAAUAGGGCUUGUACUCGGGGGCGGAGGCGCUCGUGGUUGUUCCCACGUGGGAAUGAUCAAGGCGAUUACGGAAGCUGGCAUACCCAUCGAUAUGGUUGGCGGCGUUUCGAUUGGCGCUUUCAUGAGCGCCUUGUGGGCUCAGGAGCUGGACAUGACUUCAUUCACCCAGAAAGCUCGUGACUGGGCGUACCAGACCGUUUCUCCGUGGCAACAGGUUUUCGAUAUCACUUAUCCAAUUACCGCGUGGUUCACCGGUAAAGCGUUCAAUAGUGGGAUCCAUGGCAAAUUCGGUGACAAAUCAAUCGAAGACCUUUGGCUUCCAUACUUCGCCGUGACAACGGACAUAACGAACAGCUGUCCGAAAGUCCACCGCCACGGCUCCCUGUGGAGCUACGUGCGUUCAUCGAUGUCGCUGGCCGGCAUCCUGCCACCUCUCUGCGACCCAAUCGACGGGCACCUGUUGCUCGACGGAGGCUACGUGAACAAUUUGCCGGCUGACGUCAUGUACCGGGAAAUGGGUGCGGAAACCAUCAUCGCUGUCGAUGUGGGCAGUCAAGACGAAACGGACCUGACCAAUUACGGGGACACACUCAGCGGCUGGUGGCUCCUCUUCAAGAGAUGGAGUCCCGUGAACAUUGGCGAUCCCGUGAAAAUUCCGAAUUCGGCCGAAAUCCAAUCGAGGCUCGCAUAUGUCUCGUGCGUUCGCCAACUGGAAGAGGUCAAAAACAGUGACUACUGCACCUACGUCAGACCUCCGAUCGAUCGCUAUAAAACGCUUCAAUUCAACUGUUUCAACGAAAUCAUGGAUGUGGGCUAUCAACACGGGAAGACUCUCUUCGCCGGGAUGAAAGCCGUUCAGCAAGACCAAAACAUCAAGCUCCUAUUGAGUAUUGGAAAGGAUCCAGCCUCACCAGAACCACAAUCUCCUACUGGGUCCAUUCCCCCGCCGACGAAACCAACGACGUUCACGGAUUUGGCUGAAAUUGUUUGCAAGGUCAAGAAGCCCAUCAGAGACCCGACGGAGAGCUUCGACGACGAGCUGUCGGAGAAUUUCGUAGACGAGACCGAUUUCAGUCAGGAGGAAAUGUGAUGGUGGGAUGAGGUCUGAGUGCGGUCAGAGCCUGCUGUAUGAAGUCUCAAUCACGAUGGGGUCACGAGUUACGAGGCUCGAAUGUAGGGAACCCCAAUCACCCAUUGCCACUCAGACAUCUCCCCACUCUGAGCUCAGAGAUGGCUUUCUCGUCAAGGAGCUAUCACCGACACACAGUACCAGAGUUAACUACCAAAGAGAGCAACUUUCG